Molecule: messenger RNA, 3867 nt
Organism: Mollisia scopiformis
Lineage: Eukaryota; Fungi; Ascomycota; Leotiomycetes; Helotiales; Mollisiaceae
Exons: 4
Coding region: 1-3867 (1288 amino acids)
Source: RefSeq, a predicted model, not a curated record
AUGAAACGUCACAGGCGGCCUUAUGGCUGCACAUUUUCAAAUUGUGACAAAACCUUUGGCAGUAAGAACGAUUGGAAGCGUCAUGAGAACUCGCAACAUUUUCAACUUGAGUCAUGGCGUUGCAACCAAGAGGAGCCAGAAGGCAGCCCCUGCAUCAAGGUCUGUUACCGCCGACAGACAUUCCAAGACCAUUUGACCAAGGACCAUUCCAUCUCGGAUAAAGAGGUCGUCAAAUCCGAACUGGAAUCUUGCCGCAUUGGACGGAGUUUCCAGACUCGCUUCUGGUGUGGAUUUUGCAUCCGAUUGAUUGAUCUUACUAAGAGAGGACUUGAAUCAUGGAACGAACGCUUCGAUCAUAUCGACGAUCAUUUCAUGGGACGUCAAGGCUUACCCAAGCAAGAUAUCAUGGAGUGGAUUGAUAUCGACAGCAAUAAGUCCCGAGGCGGUGGCCUAAGUCUUGGUUCCAGAUCUGCAGGAUCUCCAAUCCAUGCAAGCAUCCUGGCCAUUGAUGUAACAGACAGCAUAAACCGAAAGGAUGCUAAGAUCGUAUACUCAGCAGGGAACACAGUUUCUCGACCUAGUGCUCAACAAGAUGAAACUGCUUUAGAGGACAUACCUCUCACCGACUCUGGUUACGCGUCUGCGCCUAAUAGAAACAACACGUCGAAUUUACAGUUAAUGGAGCAGCCACGAUCUUCCCAGAAGAAUAAGUCCACUGGUACGAUAAACAAAACAGAUGGCGAGGAUUCCAAGACCAUAUACUCAGCUGGGAGCACAGUUGCCCGACCUCUAGCUCAACAAUAUAUUGCCGAUCUAUGCAGCAAUAUUUUUGGCAAACUCGGGAAACAGUUCGACUCCCAAAUUUGGAGCACAAUAUCCAGUGCUCUACCCGAACUUAUGAAAGCCUUUGCAAUCAAGAUUGGCUAUGAUUCUUCCACCCCAGUGAAUCAAGAAAUAAUGUACUUCAUUCACAAGCGGCAUGAGGAGAUCAUUGCGCAACUUGAAGCAAUGGUUUGUCAUCCUGAGGAGGAUGAUGAACCCGACAGUUGGCAAGAUGGUUCCAAAGGAAUGUCAAUAGCCGAUAAAAUGAAGAUGUGGAGCAGCAAAGCCGAAGAAGAUCAUCCGCUCUCUGAACGUGACGAAUUUUUCAAAGGAGUGAAAGAUGAAGAUGAAAUUAUUCCAGAGAUCGAUCUGGCUGUCUAUCAACAGGUCAUUCUCAACAGCCCCGCCUACGAGUGGUUUAUCUCAAGUGUGAGAAAAGAGCUCUCCAUUCAGUGUAGUACGAAUCAGCCUCCUGUUAUGAUUGAGAAUAUUCGCAGAAAAAUACUAGAAAAGCUCCCAACUGGAGUCCUUAGCAAACGACGAGCUCUUGGUGCUUGUGAAGUCCAAUUUGAACUUCGGUGGGAAAAUGAGAAGGAGGGAGAACUCCCAAACGAGCUCUAUACACAACUAACACAAGUGGAAAACUCGCUUGUCCUAACAGGUUCUCCAAAAGUGGCCCAAGGAUUAACAGUCAGGGAGUAUCUGAGCCAGACGUGGCUCGCAAACGGAUCACGACUUCUUGAUGUAAUCCUGGAAGCCGUCCACGACACUGAAGACACACAUUCUGAAAUUCUUCCGGAUAACACACGUCUCGCAGCUAAAAUUUGGGGCUCCCACUUGUUCGUCAAAGCGACCGGGCCAGCACACUUCAUCGCAGAAUGUGGCGAGCAGCUAGCUUGGUUUCGUGCCGCUCUUAGAAACAGUACAGGUUCUUUUCAUUCGUACACACCGUCGAUCACAGGGUUUGCUGUUGAUGCCAACCCAUCAUUGUCAAGAGGACUAAAGUACAAAGGCUGGUGUGCUAUUGGUGAGGGUCUCAUACGGCCUAUAGACUCGAACUUAUACUGGCAUGACCUUGUUGGAUCUGAAGGAAGUAUUAUCCAGGGGUUUCCAAUCUCUCGUCGGCCAGAAGGGUAUCCGGGGCUUGAAUUGUCAUUUGACAAACUCCUAUAUUAUUUGCGGGCAAACGAAGCUACCAUUGCCAACGAACAAAUCCUUCUCCAAGGAAAGCAUUUAACGGUACAAUUGGCAAAACAUACCGGUAACGUUUUCCUUUGGCACCCGUUUCGCCCCUGGAGAUUGUGUACUUGUUGCACUAGCCAACAUCCCUGGAUUGGCCCCAUUGAUCUUCAUGUUCUCAAAUCGUGUCGUCACAUCCUCAGCCAGUGCCCGGAGCCUCAAGCUGAUGCCGUAGAGAACCCAGAUAUUGAAACCCCGAUGGAUACACCUCGCUUAUUUCAAAAUCAACAUGUGGUUAGCGAGGAAGAAAAUGUAUUCACGCUCUCCGGGUCUGAAAAGGGUGAACAUGUUUCAAGUACUUCGAUCAUUAAAAAGGGAGCUUAUGAUGUUCUCGAAAACAGUCCGUCACACCUUCACAUGGAUGAUCCGAAAUGCAAAUUGUUGGUAGAAGAUGAAACGCAGCUGGCCGAAGGUUAUCAAUCUAUGGCCACGACGGGAUCUCUGGACAUAUAUUUAGAUUCAGACCUCUUUUCAACAUCUGAUUCAUCGAACCAAGAUGACACGCUGGAUAUUGAUGAGCCGGCAUAUCCAGUGCUUCGAACUGUUCUUUUAGCACUGCUUACCAAAUUCCGAGGUUUGACUCAAUAUCAGUUGUCUCCAAGCAGUAAUGCGGGACAGUCUGUAACAUAUGCCAGUGGAAAUGGAUCUGGUACUACUACCGGUACUUCAAACAACUGUCGAAAGAGAGACAGAGAAGAAGAAGAAGAAGAAGAUGAUGAUGAUGAUGAUGGGGCUAAUAAGGACAACUUUAAGCCGCCGCGCAAGAAACAUGCCAGCGAAGAUAAAGCAACGCAAAGGUCGCUUGCAUGCCCUUAUUUGAAAUUCGACUUGGUUAAGCACCGCAGUUGUUGUACAAAGAAACUUAGCAGGAUUCGAGACGUUAAACAGCAUCUCUGCAGGAAACAUACCCCCAAGCGAUAUUGCCAGUGUUGCUUAGAGACGAACUUCCAAGACGCACAGACUCUCCAAAUGCACGUGGGUGUUGGAACAUGCCAAGCAAAUGACCCGGAGACUUUAGAUGGGAUAUCUACAGAGAAAGAACGACAACUGACGAGAAAGUCUAACCGGAAAUUAUGUGAAGAGGACCAGUGGUAUGCGAUUUGGAACAUUCUAUUCCCAAGACAUCCAUGCCCAGCUUCACCUUAUAUAAACACUAGUCUUUCCAUAGAAAUGCGUCUGUUCCGUGAAUAUUGUAACACCCAUGGGCCUAUUAUGAUCAGAGAACAACUGGAUUCCAGCCCAGGUUUGGUCGGGCAGGAAAUCACCGAAGAACAGCGACAGAUGCAUCUGGAAAGAGUAAUUGCCCAGGGGAUCAACACUCUAUUUGAGGAAUAUCAGCGCUUGAGUGUCUCCUCGACAUUGCCAGAGAAUGAAGUUUCAGCAUCAUCUACACACCGCAGUAACGACCUACAAGCUACCCAAUUCGAAACAUCAACGAGUUCGAAUGCCGAUAGUGGAGUGGUGCUAGAAAAUCAGAUAUCAUCCAGAGCUACCCAGUCUCAGGAAAACAUAGCAAUACAAGGUACCAGUUUCGAGUGGAGUUUCCCACCGCUGGUAGCAGCCGAAGACACAAGACAGGAUACCUGGCCCCCACCAGAAGGACCUCCUCAGAAUUAUGAACAGAAUGCUCUGUAUAAUUCUUACCCUUUCUCUUCUGAAAUCCUGUUUAAUGGUUCUGAAAUGUCGACCUUCGACGAGCCCGAAAGUUUCAAUACUGGGAACACCUCUGAGUUUCUCUCUCAAUCAAAUCAAGGACAUAAUAACGGAUUCCAGGCGGAAGACGGUGACAGCUGGAUGUAUCGAUAA